AUGGAAAAGAAUUGGAAGCGCGUCGUGUCGAUGGGCGGAAGGUCAUCGGAUCGAGAUGAGUCUUCAAGGAAGCUGGAUGAAGUAAUCGUGAAGAAUGGUUUCAAGGCCGGCAAUGGCAAGGCAAAAGUUCUUCUCCUGGUUGUUGACGAUCGUCUGCAUGCAUCAAUCGACAGGACCGAUAUCAAGAUGAUCGAGAAGCAUCUCAAUGCAGAGCUUGAACUGUCCAAUCUCCGGGAAGUGCAUCACGUUCUUGGGAUUGAAGUAGGGCGUCACGGCGGCGUGUUCAAGAUCAGCUUGGGCAACUACUAUAUCAACAGACUGCUAAAGUCACACGGUAUGGAAGAAGGAAAUCCUGCAAAAUUGCCCAAGUACCUCGGAUACUUCAAACAGGCCGUAUUUGGGAAACCGUUUGACGAUCCGACGAUCUAUCGCAGUGUUGUCGGUGCGUUACUCUACAUGGCCGUCGUAACGAGAUCGGAUAUUGCUGCUUCUGCUGCGAUUUCGAGAAGGAGGUUUAGCGCACCAAGUGAUGCAGAAUGGAUGGCUGCGAAGGGUGUUAUGCGGUUCCUGAAGAAGACUAGAAACUACUACCUGCAGUGA
Molecule: messenger RNA, 600 nt
Organism: Aedes albopictus (Asian tiger mosquito)
Lineage: Eukaryota; Metazoa; Arthropoda; Insecta; Diptera; Culicidae
Exons: 2
Coding region: 1-600 (199 amino acids)
Source: RefSeq, a predicted model, not a curated record